This is a messenger RNA of Rhipicephalus sanguineus (brown dog tick), 8680 nucleotides long. RefSeq names its product low-density lipoprotein receptor-related protein 3-like. Gene Ontology annotation, cellular component: plasma membrane. NCBI's taxonomy places the organism in Eukaryota, Metazoa, Arthropoda, Arachnida, Ixodida, Ixodidae. The record is from RefSeq and is a predicted model, not a curated record. Gene Ontology annotation, molecular function: protein binding.
ACGUAUUGUGAAGUUGUGCGGUUGUGUGUCUGCGCGAUGAAAGUCAAGAAUGGGCUACUUUAAUGCGCGCUGUGUGCGUCUGUGUACAGUUUUAUGACAUGAAGGCAGUGUGUUAAUCAGUAUAAGAACCCUUGGCUUUGACUGUUCACGACAGCGUGAUCUGCAGUUCAGCUCACAGUCAUGAGGCGGCUUUUCAUAGUUAUUCUGCUUGCAGCGGUGGUUUGCAGGUCUCGUGUGGUUUGCUCGGGAAGCACGUCAACCCGGGGCCUGCUGCAGUCAACCAGAGUAGCAGAUUUGGGAUCAUGCCAGCAGCAGAGGCAGCUUGGGCCACGGGGUAAAAUAAGCAGCCCAGGAUAUCCAAUUUCCUACUCCAAUCACACAUCGUGCAGCUGGUCGAUUAUCGGUCGCCCUGACCAGGUCAUUACGAUAAGUUUUGAUGACUUGGACCUUGGCGGCCUGGAAGACUGUGAGAAAAACCCCUGUUGUGGCGGCACUUGGAUAAAGCUGGGCCCUACACCAAAUGGAGGCGAGAGAGUGCACUGUGGGCGCAAGCGUCCCGAGCCAUUUAUUUCACGAAACAGUAAAGUGUGGAUCAAGUUCCACAGCUCCCCUAUGCAGGUGCCUCAAGGCCGAGGCUUCCAGCUGACUUAUACUGUAGGACCAGAAAAGUGUCGCUCUGAAAGAGGCGCUUAUCUGUGUGGUGAUGGAAGGUGUGUUACAGAAGAUUCUGUUUGUGACCGGGUGACAGAUUGCCCAGAUGGCAGCGAUGAGUAUGGAUGUUUGAGGAACAGCAUGAUAACGGCUGCUAUCAUUGGAUCCCUAUUCUGCGGGUUGCUUGUUGUGGUGGCUGUGAGCUGCUCAUGCCGGCUGUAUGCAUUACGGCUGGCACAGCAGCAAGCGGCAGCCGCUGAGGGCCCCAUGGACUCUCCUCCGCUGUUUGCAGACAGUGCGCCACCAGACUUUUGGUUUCGAGAGCCUCCGCCACCAUAUGCAGUUGCUGUUGGCGACCACAGGUACCAUGUCCCACCAGAUGGCGUGAUAGUGUAUGGGCCUGGAAGCACACAGAAUGACCUGGGAAAUCUGUGUACACGAGGCACACAACGUCGCACACGGCGCCUGCGGCGCCAUCGGCGUCGGCCUCCGUCCCCUCCAACACCUUCAGUCACGUCUCAUGAGACAGGAUCAUCUGAGGAAGUGCUGGCCACUACAGUUCAUGGUGAUAACAGCCUUGUCCUGGGUGUCCACACAGCUGCAACAUCUCGACGGAAAGUCUCAACAACAUCUGUGCUGUCAGAAGCUAGCCGGAUGGCCCUGCCUGUAGUAGCCACAGACACUGUGGUCAGCUGUGAUGACACACGGCCACUGAUUGAGGAUGACCCCCACUGUACCACAUGAGUCACCAAAUUUAGUUGGCACAUGUGCUGGUGCCUCAUAUGAGCUCUGGGAUGUCCACAUGGCAUUGCUCAGCAGUGGCUAUAUGACUAUGAGCAGUUUACAGAUGCCAGUCUUUACUGGCAGGAGAAUCUGUGCUAGCUGAUAACUUUAAUGGCAUGUUCAGUUAACAUGUUUUGUUUGUGAAGAGUGUCACAUGCACCGUCAUUUAAUUUUGGUCAUUCGUUCAUUCAUCGGUUUUGCGAGUAGCUUCAUUGCAUUAACCAGCAAAGCAGACCACAUUCUAGAUUCACCAUUUUGCUGGAUGUACCACGUGUAAUUUUGUGGUACGUGGAUAAUGUAUUUUGCUAAAGGUUAAUUUUGUCGUGUGAAGGGUACUGAAAGCAGCACCACUGUGAUGUUACUACUAACCUUUAGGACUUCAUGUACUCCGCCUGAAAUGACACUGAUUUUGCGCAUAGCACUGUGUUAUCACUAGUACUGAUAGCAUUCAGUGUCCAGGAUGUGAUGUUAAAAGUUAGAAGUUUAUGAGAACUUUGUUAAUGUAAGCAACUCCAUGGACAGCAGUCUGAAGUCAGCGUUUGGGUAUUGCACUCCUUUAAGGUUUUCCCAAGGUCAGUUUUAAAUGCUUUCAUAUUUCUGAACUUGGGAUCACGUGUUGCAGUUCCCUCUUUUUGCCUGUUAAUGUGAGCCGCAUAGGCACAAGUUCAGUCUUGUUAUGUACACAAAUAUAUAUAUAUAAAUAUUAUAUAUGUAUAGUUGCUACUUGUAUAGGUUGUUGUACAAGGAUAGAAAGGGUUUGUACAGAAUUGUAUCGUUGUUAGCAGCUGUCCACUUACUUUUAAAAUGUUCAUCAUUCUUAUGGCAGAGCAUUUAUAGGCCUUAACAUGCAUAUCACGUAUCACCCUGCUUCUUCUUUCAAUACUUUUUGCUUCAAGUUUUAGUAGGUGGACUGGUGGACUAUGUUGAAUGAAACUGCGUGCAUGUUAAUGUCCAUACUUUGACUGCUGUGUCAAAACAUUCACCAGACUGCAAGAAAAAAAGUUUGGUGUAAGUUGAUAACUUUAGGUUAUCAGGAUUUUACAACCACUUGCUCUGUAUAUGUUCACUCCCACAUGCUGUGUUCAAGCAAACAUUUAAACUCAUGGUGCUGCCAAUGAAAAAUGCUUCAGCCAGUAUGCCCUCCUGGCAUGCUGCUUUAGUUCUUGCACUCUAAAAACAUUUGUACCUUUUAGGGCACCUUUUUGUCCUACAAUAUGUAUUACUUAUCUGUCUUGCAUGUGUUUCCUUGCUUUAAUGCCACGUGCGUGGCAUCAGCGUGGCAGCAUUCUUGAUGGGAAAGUGCCUAGCACCGUGUUUUCCAACAAAGGAAACGCAAGCAAGACAGGUGACGGUUAUUGUUGUGUGACAAAAAGGAACUCCAAGGGUGCAACGGUUUUUAGAAUGUAGCUGCUUGAACAUUCUGUGAAUCUCUGAAAGCGUUGCGAAUGAUCUGAAAUGGUGAAAGAAAAGAGACUGGAGUGCAUAUACAGCCCCCCCCCCACUUUUUUUUCUUAGGACUACAGAAUUUUAAAAGAACUCCCCUAGCAGAUAGCACAACUCUAAUCUUUCAACUGCAUUACUUGAAGAUGCAGACAUUACUUGCAUGAGAAAUUGCAAUGUGUAACGGGUAAAUUAAAUAAAUCGGACUAAUUAAACAUUUUACUAAUUAAUUUACAACACAUAUAUUUUGAAUUUACUAAAUAUAGUUCAUGAAUUAACAAAGCAUAUUCAUUUAAAACAAAAUCUUUGGAUACGGCCAGUUUUGAGGUAGUCAUUUCCAAAUGUGUGACAAAAUACAUUUUAGUGUUUAGUUACUGUUGCAUCUCUAUGUGUAAAACAAAGUUUCAUUAAAGAAGUAAAUGGAAUUAUAGUGCAAUACCACCAGAAAGUGUGUCCGUGCCCCUGUCGAAAUGUGCAUUAUCCUCAGAAUUCAUUCCAUGUUGAUAUGUCUUGUAAACUCAGUAGCUAUAAAUUGCUGCUUACAAUAUGUGCUUUAAUGUAAUUUUAAAAAAUUAUUGACUUUUUAAGAUAAUAUAUUUUGCAUUUUGUAAGCUUGUGGUAAUAAUGUCUGCCUCUUCAAGCAAUUCAGUUCACUUAGAGUAAUUUAAUCUGUUAUAGGCGAUUUUAAACUUUCUGUGAAAGCAUAAAAGUGUUUCAUAUUCGUACAGCUAUUCGUUGCCAUGAUGACCAUCCGGUAUAUUUUUUAAAACAGCAUAUGUAGCUAAACAAAACUGUUGCUUUGAAGCUUAUGGCAUUUAGAUUUUUCAGCAUCUUUGAAUAGCCAUACCAGAGCGUCUUCCAUCCUACCGUAACAGAGCUUUUCCUAUCCCAAGCAUGAUAACUCAGUUACGUUAUAUUGAACUGGCGAAGUGUUUCCUUUAUGCUAAGGGUAGCUUUGUGUGUGCUCUUCUUAUGUUGGUAAGUACAAGGUCUUGAUGUUUUGCUUUCAUUUCAUGCAUUUGUCAGAAACCAAUUUUAAUUGUUAAAGGUUGAUGCAAGGCUCUGCCACAGAUAUACCACUUUCAGGUGUCAGUUGUUUGUUAAAAGAUUAGUUUUAAUCUAUUUCUUGCAUAUUCAGUAUCAUUAAAUACUUGCAGCAACAAGACAGAUACGUAGGAGGAGUUAUUGACACAAAAUUUUAAUGGAGACAUAACUUGCGAGAUUGAUUUGUGUGGACAUGCACACACAUUGUCUACAAGAUAUUGACGACAAAUUUUGCCUUAGAACAUAUGUAUUUAAAAUCAAUCUUUAACAUGAGUGCCUCGCAACUGAGCACUAAAUGCAGCACCUCACUAUAUCAACAUCAACUUGGUUUGUAUGUAAACAAACAGCCACCUACGCCAUCAGUGUCCGGAUCUGGGGACUUGUGACAUACUCUUUGUUGUCACUAGAGGAGGAAGGCUGCGCACGUCAUGCGUUGCCGUGCACGGCGUGCAUGUCAAUUUUGUGUGAUCAUGUUGCCAGCUGUGUUUACCUUCAAAAAACUCUGGACACUCCUUCCUCGUUGCUCCAUGAAACUGAAACUGUGACUAUGAAAACAGCUUCAAAUAAUCAACUGUUGCAAGCUGGAGUGAAUGAAGUUUCCGGCCGUGAUGAGUGGUAAUUAGCUACUUACUGCAACAGAAAAAACAAAAUACGAAAUUUUCCAGUCAGUAUCUUUAAAUAUUGUUUGCUCCCCCCCACUCUCUCCUCCCGGCCACACACACGCACAUGCAAAUGCAGAGUUACUGCCAAAAACUGUCGAACAUACUUAAGAUGUGGCAACAUUGUCACCUGUUUAGCAUGAACAGUUGGUGGGAAACGGUAUGCCAUUAUAUCUGCCCAUUACAAGGAGCUGUUGUCAAGAACAAUGAAGCAAAUGCACUACAUGACGGCAUUCUGGUGCAUUGCAUCUGGUGCAACUCUUCUAUGACGCACUUUAUGCUAAAUAAUGUGUGAACAGUGGUGUGUUAACGAGUAUGUGACAUGGUUUAGCCGUCAGUACUUGCUUCCAUUAGUGCUUAUGAGUUUUAAAUGUCAUUUGGGCCUGAAUAUGUACAGUAUAUUCUUGUGUAAGGGCUGCACCCAUAAGUUUUUAUCGACAUAUUUAGGGAAAAAUAGUUCAGAAACUAUUUGUACCUUGGUUGCAGCUGCCUUUCCUGGGUGCGUGUCUUGUCAUCAGUCUACACUGUCUCUUUGCAUAACAAUGUGAUGCAGGAGGCAUAUCAGACCUUUGUCACUAAAGUCGUAUUCCUGCAGCCUGUCUUGGCACACUUCCGCUUUGUGAUGGCCUGGUUGUCUGCACAUUAUGCAGCAAGCCUUCAUUGUUCCCACGCUGCCUUGAAACAUACACGGGAACUAAUGGCUGUGACAUUCCAUUCAUUUUUUUGGCUGAGAACCCUGGUAUUUUUCCAUUGUAGAAGAAACUGAGUGAUAGCACAUCUAGGGCUGUGCCUGAGGAUGGCUUCACCUUUGAACAGCACACGAUCAGUGAACCAGAUUCCAGCUGUUUAAGCGGUAUCAUUGCCUACCAAUUACAAGAAAUGAAGUAGUAAACAAAGCUAUAAAGAAACUUCCCUAGGUGGUUGCAUAUAGAAACAGUAACGAUCCAUUUUUCAAAGCAGAUCUGCAUUUAUUUACUCUUUGCUGGUGUAAAAGUUGCACCUAAGAAAUUUGUACUGAAAUUUGAGCAAAAUAGUGCUGCCCUAAUAUGAGAAUGUACAGUACAAUGUUGAACAACUGCAAGUGCUCUGCACUGCAACUGCAAGUUCACUUGUGUAAGUCAGUCACGUUUACCAUUCGAACAAGAUUUUGGCCCGGAAUGAUUGUGCUUUAAGUAAAGGCCCUCUUUCAGGAACUGUAGUAGCAUAAAAUGCUGUUUCAGGUGGUGAUGUGAAGCAGCCUCCAUGUGAAAUUCUGAGUUUGAAAUGCAUCGUAGAGUGAGUGCGUUGUAAAAAACACAUAAAAGUACAUUUUUGAAACCAUAGCUGAAGGAAAUGCCACUAUUACCAGUUGCUGGAAACAGUGCACAAUCAGGAAUGCACAGCUCCUCUGCCUGGCCUCCAGUAUUGGACAGCACCUGCAGCUGACCGUGGUACACUGCAAAAUCUUGGAGGCAACUUGCUGGCACUAGGUCGUAGCCAUAAAAUCAAUUCAGUAAUAUAGACUACUGAUCUACAUAACCUUUACCAAAGUGAAACUUAUUUGCAUUUUGGCUUGUGUAUGAUAGUAUUAGAGGAGUUCAAGAUUCAAAGGGAUAUGCAUCAUGAUUUAUAUAUACCUGGUAUUACAAAAAAUGUGCUGAAGCUUAAAUUUAUGGUAAUACUAUUCCCUACUGUUUCUGGAAGUAACACCAAAAUACAAGUUUGCAUUAUCAAUCAUACUACAAAUGUAGUGCAAGGUGACAAUAUUCGGAGCACUUGAAUAUGGUCUAAUGGCAGUACUAUUCUGGUUUUUUGCUAUGACUGCACAUAUGUCUCAUUGGUGUUUUUUUCUUGUUUGGGAGAUUUGCAGCAUGACUAAAUACUGGAUAGCAAUAGUUCCCUUUCGCAUUGUGGAAACUGCGAAAAGCCUCAAGCAAUGAGCAAUGCAAAGGCUUGCAGGAGGAGGUUGCCAGAACGUAUUUGUAUAUACAGUGUUGUCUCAUGCCACCAGCAAACACACCUAUGCAGAAACUGCAGCUGCAUUACAUUGUUAUAAGUUAGAACGUUGUAAUAAUUUCUUAAAAUGAAUUCAAGGUUAUCUGUGUGCAAUAGUUGGGAGCCAAGUGAAGCUGCUUGAAUCCACAUGUUUCUGUAGCAAUGCCAAGGCGUACAGUUAAGUACGAUCUUAAAUAUGGAGACAAGCUUUUACUCAUGUUGCGAUUCACACAAGGUGAAGCAAAGCAAGAGCCAGAUGUAAGUUGUUGUUUUUUGUUUUUUCGAAUGCAAUGUAUUGCACAGCCCUGCUAUAGUAGUUAUAGCAAAUUGAGAUGAAAGGAUAUGUUCCGUGCUGGUAUCUUAAAUUUGACCCCAUACAUUUUCUGAAGCAACAAGCUUGAGGUUUUGGAUUAUACUAGUAAGCACUGCUCCUGAGCCAAUUUGUGCUGCUUUAAUGGGAUUAUUUGCUCAACUUGUCAUGCAGUAUCAGAGAAAAGCAGAAUAAAAUUGGUUAAAGUGCUGAGUGUAUUGUACAUAUUACAACAGCAAUUGGAAGAACAGUUUGUGCAAAUACCAUGAUUAAGUGAUAAAAUGUCAGCUUGUGGAGCCUCAUUACGCUUUGUAGCUCUGACAAUGUUGAAGGGAGCUUCUUCAGUCUCAUAUAAGAAGGCUGUUUAUGUUGGCAGGCCUUAACAAAUGAACAAGAGUGCAUUGGACAUCUGAACCUUGAUGAUAUUUACAUACUGAAAACAAAUUACGGGAGUUUUUAACAGCAUAAUGCAGUGCUUGACUGUUGCAGUCUUCUAAAUUGUGGAUUUCCACUUGCAAUGCGAAGAGUUUUCCUCGUGUAUUUUUAUCAUGAUCCAGGUGAAGUCUGAGAUCAGGGCAAUGUAGCACCCCUGAUUUUGUUUUUCUUUUUAUGAAUUAAAAAUAAUAAUUGUGCAUUUAAGUAAAGCACUUAACUAAAAUGCUCAUGGUGCUUUUUCGCAUUCCAUUUAAUAAAUUAGUUUCGAGAAGUAACACAGAUCUGGCUACUGUAAAAAUUUAUGCCACAAAAUCUAGGGGGCUACCUUGGUACUCUAUCUCAAAAGUUUGCCUUGAUAUUAAGGACGCCAUGUAUAUGGUAGACGAGGCAGCAGUCCCCUUACUGUAAGAAAGGCCUAGUUCUGCAUAACUAAUGUUUAUGAUGAUGAUGAUGCAAACUUUAUUUGGGUCCAGAGAAGACUCAGGGGAGACUAAUGUUUUUGUCAUAACUUUUAAUUGCCAUAGUACUAAAGGAAUUGUUCUCGUGCAGGUUUUUUUUCCAGCAUUUUUUAUAUUUAGGCGAGUUCAAAAGUGCUGUUUAUUCAAUACAUGGUCGUUUCCUAAGGCCUUAGUACAUUUUUUUUCAUGGGAAACAUGUCGUAGCAUUUUUCAUUUUCUUUGUACGGGAUGUCCUAAGUGCAAGGCAACCCGCUUCUAUUUUCAUUUCUACAUUGUCUCGUGGCGAACAUCUCCCUCCUCAGGCUGUAUCCUCCUACUCUAGAACAUACAAUCUCCCAAGUGCCUUAAGGUCUUUGUAUGCUGAGUUGGCCAGUUCAUGGGUGAUUUAAGCAUACAUCAGGCGUGAAAUCAUGGGAACCAUUAUUGACUCCUUAAUGUGCAAGUUCACGUAUUCACUAAUUUCAUUUAAAGAGGAGCAUUCAUUGUUCUUUUGAAACAAACAAGCCUGUUGUCCUUGAAAGGGCCAAAUUUCCAUAUGCACCAUCACUUGCAGCAAAUAACUAAAGUAUAGUAGUGUGGCAGUACUGCAUUUUAGGAAGUGUAGGUGGUGACUUCUGUGUAAUAUGCAGUGUAUAGCAUUCAUUUUGUUCAACUUGAAUAAUAAGUAAUGUACUCACUGUUAAGGAAACUUGCAUUGUCUACGCAGAAUAUAGCCGCUUACCCUUGUGAUGCUGGACUGCCAGUCAUCAAAGAAAAUUGUUUUUGAGAAAUGUCUGUGAGAGUUGCUUAGUGUCGGUAAAUGUCUGUCUUCUUCCAAAUGGAUCCAUUCACAUCAUUUCGUUAUAACUUGUUGCAUUUUUUGUUUUUGUAAGUGUUGAUGUAUAGAAUACUUUAUAUAAUAAAAAAAUAUUGUGUGCAUUAUAGUA